AUGGCCGUCAUUCUGCAAGCAAUCUAUAAUGUCUACCAAGAAUAUAUCAUCGAUAAAGCUGAUGAAAGAGUUGCCAACCUACCGCUGCUGCGCUCCGUGUGGACAGUGCCGUUGAUCACCGGGGCCUAUCUGUACUUUGUGCUUCGCUGUGGACCGAAAUGGAUGUCCUGCCGGAAACCAGUGCAAAUCCGUGGCCUACUGAUAGUGUACAAUCUCGUUCAGGUGGUAGCCAAUGCGGUUGCAUUUUCGUUGGGCUUGAAGUACCUGCGGGACUUCCCUUACUCCUUCUUCUGCCAACCGCUUCAACCGGCCGGCAGUGAGCAAUUCAUGACCGAAAUGAAGCUUGGCUACAUAUACUUCCUGCUGAAGGUGCUCGACCUCUCGGACACGGUGUUCUUCGUGCUACGCAAAAAGCAAUCCCACGUGUCGUUUCUGCACGUGUACCACCACACCGUCAUGGUGCUUGCGUGUGCCUUCUUCCUGCGCUAUUUUUGCGGGGGUCACGCCUUCGUACUUGGCCUACUCAAUACCUUUGUGCACGCCGUCAUGUACGGGUACUUCUUCCUCUCUAUAUAUUGGCCGGAAGUGACGAGAGGUGCCUCCUGGAAGCGAUACAUUACGCAGAUACAGAUGGCCCAGUUCAGUUACCUGGUGUUUCAUUUCUUCCGUCCAAUCGUCCUGGGCGUGGAAUGUGGCUAUCCGCGUACGAUCAUGUGGUUUGUUGGAACACAAAAUGUCUUCAUGAUGCUGAUGUUUGGUGACUUCUACUGGCGCACGUAUGUAAAGAAACCGCGAGCACACAAUAAAUGAAUGUAGU
Anopheles coustani is the source of this 817-nucleotide messenger RNA. RefSeq names its product elongation of very long chain fatty acids protein AAEL008004-like. Gene Ontology annotation, molecular function: fatty acid elongase activity. Gene Ontology annotation, biological process: sphingolipid biosynthetic process; fatty acid elongation, monounsaturated fatty acid; very long-chain fatty acid biosynthetic process. Gene Ontology annotation, cellular component: endoplasmic reticulum membrane. The transcript is spliced from 3 exons. The record is from RefSeq and is a predicted model, not a curated record. The coding region runs from base 1 to 810 and encodes 269 amino acids. Lineage: Eukaryota; Metazoa; Arthropoda; Insecta; Diptera; Culicidae.